Molecule: messenger RNA, 1569 nt
Organism: Arachis ipaensis
Lineage: Eukaryota; Viridiplantae; Streptophyta; Magnoliopsida; Fabales; Fabaceae
Source: RefSeq, a predicted model, not a curated record
AUGGCACGCCAGGCGGGGAACGACAGGAACAUCAACAGACUAAACGAGACGUCGCAUUACGCCGGGGCGGCCGACUUCGAGAGGCCUCGCCUUCUACUGCCCAGGCGAGUCAGCCAAACCUUUCCUCCAUUGGACGCCAUCGUCCCGUAUCUGGCUAAGACCGGAUUCGGCGAUACGGUGCCCCUCAAGGACUUCACAUUUGACAAUUUCCUGAUUUCGGCACUCGUGGAGCGAUGGCGUCCGGAGACGCACACGUGGUACGGCACGGAGACGUGGGCCAUGGUGGAGCAGCGGCUUAGUGUUAGGCCUCCGAUGGUGGCACAGCAGGCUGCACAGAGGAAGGAGUCGUUCACGUUGAAGCUGGUUUGGUUGCGUGAUCGUGUCUGCCAGAUGCCCCCAACCGACGAUCCCGAGACCCUCCGACAAUAUGCCCGAUGCUAUAUUAUGUUACUGAUCGGAGGGAAUCUGUUGACAGACAAGUCCAACAACCUGGUGCACGUACGGUGGCUACCGCUUCUCCGGGACUUCGCGGAGUGUAGGGGGUUAUCUUGGGGCUCUGCUGUGCUCGCCUGGACUUACCAAUCACUAUGUUUGGCGGCACAGCGGGGCGUCACGGACAUUGCCGGUUGCACUCCGCUUUUGAUGAGUUGGAUUUACCAGAGAUUUUCUCAGUGGUGUCCACCAGAUAGAGGAGUCUAUCAGUAUCCGCUAGCUGCGAGGUUGGUUGGAUUGCAGCAGCAAAGUAGGGAUCAGCAUCAGGGCAGGGUCCUGUACUGGAGGGUAUCGAUCGACCGGUUACGGUUCGAUGAGUUUGCAUGGAUGGUGUAUGAUGACCCUGCGCUGCAGGCCCUGUGCCCGCACUGGUUCCGUGAAGAGGAGGAGUGGGGUACAUGGUUGUCGGCUGUUCCGCUGGUCUGCUUCAAUAUUGUCCGGUUUCACCACGUUGAUAGGGUAAAACGACAGUUCAAUGGGGAGCAGCCAGUGUAUCUGACCACCACUGAUCGUGGUGAGGAUGUCUGGUGGCCGGAGCGACUCCAGCAGUGGUACGACGGUUGGAGGCAGAGGUUCGACCCGGGUCGCAGGAUUACCGUGCACCAUACAUUCGACACUAGGCCUACCGGCGAGUACUACGAUUGGUGGCGUGGUGCUUGCCGUGUGAGGCAUCUAUCGGGGCAGAACAUUUUGGAGGACCCCAGGCUGGUAGAGUUGCCCCCUGACGUCCAGCCCACUGCAAGCCAGCCGAGAGACGAUCUGACCCUUCCGAGGGGCGUGCCGGAUCGGAGGAGACGUGCGAGGGAGGUCAUAGAGGACACUUGCCGACCUGCUAGGAGGAAGCGAGGCCAGAGAGAGCGUCGACCAGGUGAGCCCGUCAGGAGGGAGAGGGCCAGGCCUCGACGGGCUAGGGGUGACACAGACUCGGAGGAGGAGGCGGAGUUCGACCGUCAAGAGGACCAGGGAGACGUACCAGUUUACGAUGUCGCUUCACCUACAGGACCGACUCCUCCACCUCCUCUCCCUCCCUCGGGGUGUCUCCAGAACACACUCAUCCUCAUCCCACUGUUGGACUAG